CGUCAAACUCUAGGUAGAGUUGAUCGCCCUUCUGCCUGUUCAUCCUACAAUACCUCAAAUAACAAUGAUAUGGAGUCCCAAAACCGACCUCCCCGAGCUAUCAUUAUGCGACCACUAAAAAGGUUUGCUUCCUAUAUCUGGAGAGGGCUAGUUGCGGCUUCAUACCCUCUUCAAGGCAUCUACUACUUCUUACGUCAUCCGGCAUACUAUCCUCUAUUCCUCAGUCGACUACUUCCUCUCUCAAUCAUUUCAUUCCUGGUCUAUACCAUCCUCUUCGCGUUUGCGUUUCUGCCUCAGUAUGCAUUCUUAGCCAUUUUCCACGGUUGGAGUGCGUGGAUCAACGCUGUGGUGUUGGUGCUAGGCGAGGGUCUAGUCAUUAUUCAGGGCUUGUUCGAAGGUUUCUUCGUCGAUGAAUGUCGCGUAGAUGUGUUUGAUGCAACCCUUCUCGACCAAGGUCUCGAAAGCCUCGUUGCGCCGCAUCGACUACUAUUCCCGGAUGCACCCAACUCCGUCAAGAAAUUGGGCAAACCAACAAGCUCUGCCGUAUACCAGCCGUGGAGUCUGAUCCAGAUCGUCGAGCUAAUCGCGUUCCUACCCCUCAAUCUCAUCCCAAAGGUUGGUACCCCGGCCUUCAUUAUAAUCACGGGCGCCCGAUUAGGAACAUUUGCGCAUUACAGGUGGUUUGAACUGAGGGGCUUGACGAAGAAAGAGCAAAAGCAGGAGAUUAGGAGUAGAAGGUGGGAGUACACAUGCUUCGGCACCAUAGCGAUGAUACUCCAGCUCAUACCCAUUCUAUCUUUCUUCUUCCUCCUUACUUCGGCGGCGGGAGCUGCGCUCUGGGCAGCGAAGCUCGAACAGCAGGCGAGAGGACAACCUACCCCCGCCCCUACUACUGCUUCUGCUUCUGCUUCUGCUGUACCGCUGAGAGACUCACAGGAGUAUGAUCCUGAUGAGCCUCCUCCACCCUAUGUAGAUAACCCUGUAUGAUUAUGUGCGACUUGUGUACAUAGACUACCUAAUGAUGAAUUUAUGAUGAAUUAUGAACUUAAA
Daldinia vernicosa is the source of this 1050-nucleotide messenger RNA. RefSeq lists its product as uncharacterized. The coding region runs from base 70 to 987 and encodes 305 amino acids. The transcript is spliced from 2 exons. Gene Ontology annotation, cellular component: ascospore wall; prospore membrane; lipid droplet. The record is from RefSeq and is a predicted model, not a curated record. Lineage: Eukaryota; Fungi; Ascomycota; Sordariomycetes; Xylariales; Hypoxylaceae.